CAAGAAAUAACAAAAAUGUCUGCCUGGAAAGCUGCCGGUAUUACCUAUCUUCAAUACGCCAACAUUUGUGCUCGUGCUGUCCGUAAUGCCUUAAAGGAUGAGCCUCGUGCUAUCGCUCUCCGUCGUAACCAAAACAACCUCAAAUUCGCCAAGUGGGAAAAUGGUGUUGCUAAAGAACAAGUAAGUGCUAUAUAUAAAAACAAGGGGAGAAUUGUUUUCUAAUGAAUCUAAUGUAGCAAUUCAUUGUCCCUCCCAAGGCCAACUAAAUCCAUGGUUAAUUAACAAUAAAUGCUUUUUGUUACAAGUGCUGUAUUUUGUGUAAAGAAGCAAGCUUGUAUUGAUACAACUAUUUCUAUUAAAAAGAGAGAUAAUGAGAGCGAGAAUGGGAGAUGAUGGUUUACAAUGUGUUUGUUGUUGUGACAUUGAUUGAUCUUGAGCUGAUCCUCUUUAUUUCACACAAAAUGAAGUU
This is a messenger RNA of Rhizopus microsporus ATCC 52813, 469 nucleotides long. RefSeq lists its product as uncharacterized. NCBI's taxonomy places the organism in Eukaryota, Fungi, Mucoromycota, Mucoromycetes, Mucorales, Rhizopodaceae. Gene Ontology annotation, biological process: proton motive force-driven mitochondrial ATP synthesis. Bases 16 to 222 code for a protein of 68 amino acids. Gene Ontology annotation, molecular function: proton-transporting ATP synthase activity, rotational mechanism. The record is from RefSeq and is a predicted model, not a curated record. The transcript has 2 exons. Gene Ontology annotation, cellular component: mitochondrial inner membrane.